Panthera uncia (snow leopard) is the source of this 2424-nucleotide messenger RNA. RefSeq names its product butyrophilin subfamily 2 member A2-like. The coding region runs from base 42 to 1502 and encodes 486 amino acids. Gene Ontology annotation, cellular component: external side of plasma membrane. The record is from RefSeq and is a predicted model, not a curated record. The transcript has 6 exons. NCBI's taxonomy places the organism in Eukaryota, Metazoa, Chordata, Mammalia, Carnivora, Felidae. Gene Ontology annotation, biological process: regulation of cytokine production; T cell receptor signaling pathway. Gene Ontology annotation, molecular function: signaling receptor binding.
CGCAGUUUACUGUCGUGGGUCCAGCUGACCCAGUGCUGGCCAUGGUGGGAGAAGACACCACGUUUCACUGCCGCCUGUCCCCCGAGAAGAACGCUGAGGACAUGGAAGUGCGGUGGUUCCGGACUCACUUCUCGCGGGCAGUGCUCGUGUACAAGGGUGGACGAGAGAGAACCGAGGAACAGCUGGAGGAGUUCCGAGGAAGGACGACCUUUGUGAGCGACGGCAUCAAACAGGGGAGCGUGGCACUCGUCAUACACAAUGUCACAGCACACGAGAAUGGCAUCUACCACUGUUACUUCCAAGAAGGCAGGUCCUACGAUGAGGCCAUCAUGCGGCUGAUGGUUGCAGGCCUGGGCUCCAAGCCCCUCAUUGAAAUGAAGGGCCAUGAGGACGGGGGCAUCCGGCUGGAGUGCACAUCCGUAGGGUGGUACCCAGAGCCCCACGCGGUGUGGAGGGACCCUUACGGUGAGAUCAUGCCCGCCCUGGAGGAGGCUUACACUGUGGAUGCAGACGGCCUCUUCACGGUCACUGUGGCCGUGAUCAUCAGGGACUGCUCUGUGAGGAACGCGUCCUGCUCCGUCAACAACACCCUGCUUGGCCAGGAGAAGGAAACUGUGAUUUUCAUUCCAGAAUCCUUGCCCCCCAGCGCACUCCCCUGGAUGGCGGGCCUCGCUGCCCUCCCGCCUUCUUUGCUGCUCCUCGUCGCUGGAGUCCUCUGUCUCGCCAGGAAAGUCCACCGGGAAAAAGAGGUUGAGAAUGAAGAGAGAGAAACUGCAGGCCAGGAACUGGGGAAAGAAGAUGUGGAAAAAGAGAAAGAACGUGAGAUCAGAGAGCAUCUUCAAGAAGAACUGCGAUGGAGAAGAACCCUGCUACAUGCCGCUGACGUGGUCCUAGACCCAGACACGGCACAUCCUGAGCUCUUCCUGACAGAGGACCGGAGAGGUGUGAGGCGAGGCCCCUCCAGGCAGAGUGUGCCUGACAACCCCGAGAGGUUCGACUGCCGGCCCUGUGUCCUGGGCCUGGAGAGCUUCUCCUCAGGGAGGCACUACUGGGAGGUGGAGGUCGAAAACGUGAUGGUGUGGGCUCUGGGGCUUUGUAGAGACAAUGUCGAGAGGAAAGGAGAGGCCUUACUGGUUCCUCGGAAUGGCUUCUGGACCCUGGAGAUGUUUGGAAACCAAUACCGGGUCCUGUCUUCCCCCGAGAAGAUCCUCCCCCUGAAAGAGCGCCUUCGCCGCGUGGGCAUCUUUCUGGACUACGAAGCUGGAGAUAUCUCCUUCUAUAACAUGAGGGACCGGUCACACAUCUACACGUGUCCCCGCUCACCCUUCUCUGGGCCCUUGAGACCCUUCUUCAGGCUGGGGUCUGAUGACAGCCCCCUCUUCAUCUGCCCAGCCUUCACAGGGGCCCAGGGGGUCGCGGUGCCCGAGGGCGGCCUGAUCCUUCACAGGACGGGGACCCAGCGCAGUCACCAGGGUCAGUUCCCUGGUCUCAGAGCCAAGUAGAGGGCCCCGGCACCACUGGCAGGAAACGGGUCAUGUGAAGAACCUCCUCCAGAGGCCGCCUGGACACCCUCUUCAGGCCCAGCCCUGCCUGGCCCUCAUCAGGCUGUUGCUUUCCCGAUUCAUUUGCUGGUGACCACGGGGGCACGGGCCGGUCUCAGAGCCGUGCUGCCACACGGCUCCCAACCUGGAAGAAAGCGGGAGACAGUGAUGGGUUUUAACAUCAGCGUGACACAGUCAGCCCGAUGCCCGGGCACCAGGCUCUGUGGACUCGGGGUGAGGGACACAGGACCCACUGUAAGGGGAGGGAAGCCAUAACAGGAGGUCAGGGACAGGGAAGCCAAGCCUGGGGGGUGGGAGGGGACAAGGGCCUGGGUGCUGUCGAGCCUCAGUUACAGCUAUGGGGGCUCGAGAGCUGGUGGUCCCAUUUCUAUCCCUCCCCCCACAACCCCCGGAGAUUUCUAGAUUGCACUCCUAGCCUAGAACUGAGCUGAAGAAAGAUGAAAGAAGAAGACCCGUGUUGGCCUGGCUCGGGUGUCCCCUCAAUAAACUGGGAGUCAGCACUCAGUGACUGAGUAUGGCUUAAGGGUUAAGGUCGCAGCUGAGCUGGUGAGAACUGCCCCGAGUUCAGGUUCGGGUUCAGGUUCAGUGGGCAAAGCAGCAGUUUCCAACGUUUUGACCUCAGGCCACUUAAGUAAGAUACCUCAAAAAUUAUUGAGGACCCCAAAGAGUCUUGCUCACUUGGGUUAUAUCUGUGAACAUUUAUGGCAUUGAAGGUUGAAACUGAAACAUUUAAAAACUGUAUUUAUAAUUUAUAUGAAAAUAGCAAUAAUAAACCAACGAUAAGUUAAUAGGAAAAACAUGUUUUAUGAAAAAUCACUUGUUUCCAAAGCCAAAUAAAUGUUAUUGAGAAAUGUGGCAUUCU